AAAUUUAAAAGGCAAUAGUCUUUUUAUAUUGAGUCGAGUGUGGACGUACUUUUAGCUGCGCCUGGACGAAGUUUCUUUGUAACAACAGGACAACUUCUUGAAUUUGAAGAACAAGUAUACAUAGGCCUACCAUUUGAAAAUGGCGGAUGGAGGAAAUGAUGAUGUUGCUACAGCCAUUCUGCGCACAAAGUCCAAGCCAAACCGACUCAUUGUUGAAGAUGCAAACAAUGAAGAUAACUCGGUUGUUUCUUUAUCACAGGCUAAGAUGGACGAACUUCAGCUCUUCCGGGGUGAUACAGUUCUUCUGAAGGGCAAGAAGAGAAGAGACACAGUCUGUAUUGUGCUCUCUGAUGACAAACUAACAGAUGAAAAGAUACGCAUCAAUCGUGUAGUUAGAAAUAACUUACGUGUGCGUCUUGGAGAUAUUGUCAGUGUACAAGCCUGCCCAGAUGUGAAGUACGGCAAACGAAUCCAUGUCUUGCCUCUGGAUGACACUGUGGAAGGACUCACUGGAAACCUGUUUGAGGUGUACCUCAAGCCUUACUUCACUGAGGCAUAUCGACCUGUACGCAAGGGGGACAUCUUCCUUGUUCGUGGAGGUUUACGAGGUGUAGAGUUCAAAGUAGUUGAGACAGACCCUGGACCAUACUGCAUUGUUGCUCCAGACACUAUGGUUCAUUGUGCAGGUGAACCAAUCAAAAGAGAGGAGGAGGAAGAAAUCUUGAAUGAGGUUGGCUAUGAUGACAUUGGUGGUGUACGUAAACAGCUUGCACAGAUCAAAGAGAUGGUGGAAUUACCACUACGUCAUCCAGGGCUCUUCAAGGCUAUUGGUGUCAAGCCACCAAGAGGAAUUCUUCUUUAUGGACCACCUGGAGUAGGAAAGACUUUGAUUGCUCGUGCAGUAGCCAAUGAAACAGGAGCAUUCUUCUUCCUCAUUAACGGACCGGAGAUCAUGAGUAAGCUCGCUGGAGACUCCGAAUCCAAUCUGCGUAAAGCGUUUGAGGAAGCAGAAAAGAAUGCACCGGCCAUUAUCUUCAUUGAUGAGUUGGACUCUAUAGCUCCUAAGAGAGAGAAGACACAUGGUGAAGUUGAGAGGCGUAUUGUGUCUCAAUUGCUUACCCUCAUGGAUGGAUUGAAGCAACGUGCACACGUUAUCGUCAUGGCAGCCACUAACAGACCAAACAGCAUUGAUUCCGCCCUCAGAAGAUUCGGUCGCUUUGAUCGUGAGAUUGAUAUUGGUAUUCCUGAUGCUACGGGACGUCUUGAGAUUCUUCGCAUUCACACAAAGAACAUGAAACUAGCUGAAGAUGUGGACUUGGAACAGAUUGCUAAUGAGACUCAUGGACAUGUUGGCUCUGACCUGGCUGCCUUGUGCUCAGAAGCUGCACUGCAACAGAUUCGUAACAAGAUGGAUUUGAUUGACCUUGAAGAAGAGACAAUAGAUGCAGAGGUCAUGGAUUCUCUAGCUGUUAAUAUGAAUGACUUCAGAUUUGCCCUUGGUAAGAGUAGUCCAAGUGCAUUGCGUGAGACUGUGGUGGAGGUACCAACAGUAAACUGGACCGACAUCGGUGGUCUGGAGAGUGUGAAGAGGGAGUUGCAGGAGUUAGUACAGUACCCUGUGGAACAUCCAGAUAAAUUCCUCAAGUUUGGAAUGACACCAAGCCGUGGAGUACUCUUCUACGGACCUCCAGGAUGCGGUAAAACUCUCUUAGCCAAGGCUAUUGCAAAUGAAUGCCAGGCCAACUUCAUCUCAAUCAAAGGACCAGAGCUUCUCACUAUGUGGUUUGGAGAAUCAGAAGCAAAUGUCAGAGAUGUUUUUGACAAGGCCAGGCAAGCUGCCCCAUGUGUGUUGUUUUUUGAUGAGUUGGAUUCCAUAGCCAAAUCCCGUGGUGGUAAUACCGGUGAUGCUGGUGGUGCCUCUGACCGUGUUAUCAAUCAAGUCUUGACAGAAAUGGAUGGUAUGGGAGCUAAGAAGAAUGUCUUCAUCAUUGGUGCAACCAACAGGCCGGACAUUAUAGACCCAGCCAUAUUACGUCCGGGUCGAUUGGAUCAACUGAUCUAUAUUCCUCUUCCUGAUGAGCUGUCUCGCGUUUCAAUCCUUAAAGCUAACCUCAGGAAGUCACCUGUAUCCAAGGAUGUUGAUUUGAUUUAUUUGGCUAAAGUAACCCAUGGCUUCAGCGGUGCUGAUCUGACUGAGAUAUGUCAGCGUGCCUGUAAACUAGCUAUCCGUCAAAGUAUUGAGAUUGACAUCCGUAAACAGAGAGAGCUUGCCGAAAACCCUGACCUGGACAUGGAGACGGACGAAGAUGAUGCAGUUCCAGAGAUUACCAAAGCACACUUUGUGGAAGCUAUGAGGUUUGCCAGGCGAUCCGUCAGUGACAAUGACAUUCGCAAAUAUGAAAUGUUUGCACAGACAUUGCAGCAGAGUAGAGGGUUUGGUGGUAGCUUCAGCUUUCCUGAGGAACAGGGACCAAGUGGAGGUCAAGCUCCAGGACCAGGCUCUGGAUCGGGAAAUGACCCAAGACUAUAUGCUGAUGACAAUGGAGAUGAUGAUUUAUACAGUUAAUAACCAUAUGAAUACCAACCCUUACACCAACCCUUACA
This is a messenger RNA of Asterias rubens (European starfish), 2604 nucleotides long. Its product is annotated as transitional endoplasmic reticulum ATPase. Bases 140 to 2566 code for a protein of 808 amino acids. Gene Ontology annotation, cellular component: nucleus; VCP-NPL4-UFD1 AAA ATPase complex; cytosol. Gene Ontology annotation, molecular function: polyubiquitin modification-dependent protein binding; ATP hydrolysis activity; ATP binding. The record is from RefSeq and is a predicted model, not a curated record. Gene Ontology annotation, biological process: retrograde protein transport, ER to cytosol; mitotic spindle disassembly; autophagosome maturation. Lineage: Eukaryota; Metazoa; Echinodermata; Asteroidea; Forcipulatida; Asteriidae. The transcript is spliced from 17 exons.